GUGGUCUCUCUGCCCCUCGUUGCCGGCGGGAUCCUUCAGCGGCGGGUUCUCUUCUCGAUUUAUUGGUUGCCCCCUUGUUCUGUUGUCACCACCUGUCGGUCGUUAUCGCGCUUGAAGGGUGGAGGGGCAUUCUUUAUCAGCGAAGCGGUAUCAACAAGGCUCAAUAGCGAUGACGCGGAGAUGUUCACAUUGUGGUCACAACGGGCAUAACUCACGGACAUGUCCUGACAGAGGAGUACGUCUAUUUGGAGUGCGAUUGACAGAAAACGCAAUGCGGAAGAGCGUCAGCACGGGCAAUCUUAAUUCGUAUCCCAAUGGGAAUCAGAGUUCCACUCCCGAUAACUCCGAGGGAGCGGCACCACCGGACGGCUACGUUUCCGAUGGACUCGUGCAAACUUCGACAAACGCCAGGGAGAGGAAAAAGGGGGUUCCUUGGACAGAGGAAGAGCACCGCAUGUUCUUGCUCGGAUUGCAAAAGCUCGGCAAAGGAGACUGGAGGGGAAUUUCUCGAAAUUACGUGCAGACUAGAACGCCCACUCAAGUGGCAAGUCAUGCACAGAAGUACUUCAUUAGACAGAGCAAUCUGAACAAGAGGAAGCGACGAUCCAGCCUUUUUGACAUCGUUACUGACGGGAUGCCGUUGGUUCACGUUGUUGGUGUGGGCGGUGCUGCUGUGGGAUCCGCUGGAGGCGCCGGCAACGGGUCUACGGAUGAGAACGUCGGACGUCGAACGCAAACCAGCUCGAGCUCCUCUCCUCCGCCGACGGCCGUACCUCUACAUCACUUGUCGCACACUGCGGGAGGCUUUCAGCACCAUCACCAUCCUUCCUUUUUCGACCCGGCUCGCUCUCAUUCCUUCCCUGUCGCCAUGCCCGCCUUCCCUCUUGACCCCCAGUUUCUUCAUCACAUGUUGGCCGCCGCUGCCGCCACGAUGCCUCCUCAACCGUCAGCCUCGGGACCGGUGGGGGACAUGAAUCCCGCUGUCGCUGCAGGCCCCGCCGUUACGGUCAGCAGCUCGACUGCUGGACAAAGAGAUGCUGUGGUGGUGACGUUGGCGGCGCCCGGCCCCGGUGCUGCCGGGGAGCACACCAUCGUGCCGAUGAGGUCUUGCUCUUCUGCGUCUCCGCCUUGCCCUUCGGGUUGUGAGCAACAGAAAUCCUUGAUGUGCAGUAGGUCUGACGGCUCGUCCGAGGAGAGUCGUAACCAACAACCCCAGCAUCAGCAGGAGGGGCAAGAUCAACAGAGAGAUGGAGGGGGAGCCGUGGCGGAGUCGGGGAGAAGGCCAGAGAGCCCGUCCAGGCAAGCGUCGGCGAUGGGUGUCACUGUAGUAACCGGUGGAGCGGGGGGAGGUGGAGCAUGCGGGGGCGGUCGAGGCGCACCGUUGACAGCACUCGCGCUGUCCAGAGUACUACCGUCAGCAGUAGCAGGAGGGAAUCCGCCGCCUCCGCAUCGGCCUUCGCCGGCAAUGACGUUUCACCACUUCUCUGUUCUUCCUUGGCCCGGCCUCAGCCCAUUGGGAUACGGGCUGCAACAACAUCAUCCACAUGCUCUUCACCACCAUGGGCACCCGCCAUCCCAUCCCCCCACUGCUAGCCGCCAUCAACUCCCUCAGCAGCAGCAUCAAGAGUGCGCAGCUGCCGGCACGGUCACCGUUGCUGCUCGGGGGGCACCUCACCCCCCACUUCCUGGAGCCGUUGUGCCCUCCAAUUCUAAUUCCAAGAUAUGUCGUCCGACGGCCUGUAUCCCGACGUCCACCGUCCCGAUCCCAGAGACGUUGGGAUUGAGCAUCCCUUCUCACGCAACGUCGUCCAACUUGUCGCUUUCGCCUCCGUCGGCCGAGGCUUCCUCGUCUCUCACGACUCUGCGCUUGUUGGAGCAACCUUCGACACGGCACUCGGCUUUUCACGCUAAGACAUCGUUCAGCAGCGCGAGCCUCACUAGCAGCAGCCAGAGUGCCAUUAGUGUGGUGUAAGGAGACACCGGAGCUCGGGACUGGAAACGAGUACGGGGUACUGCGGGUUUACGGGUGUACGGGUGCGCGAGCGAAUACCGCUUAUUUGCGUUGAUUGGCUUUGGGGGGUGGGGAUGCGGCCCGUCGAUGAUGAUGCGCGAGGAGGACGAGCAUCAGCGGAAUGAGGGCAGCAGAGGUGGCGGCAUUGAUUGACCAAGCAUGAAUAAGAUAAGGGUAUGCGUGGCAAGAGGAGGGGAUGGCGUGCAACUAUACGGACUGUAAGAGUA
This is a messenger RNA of Chara braunii, 2238 nucleotides long. NCBI's taxonomy places the organism in Eukaryota, Viridiplantae, Streptophyta, Charophyceae, Charales, Characeae. The record is from the annotation of a GenBank genome assembly.